AUGAACGACGAAACUCCUGCUAAGGUCAAUGAUCUGAGCGAACUGGUCACCAACCAUAAGAAUGAGAUGUUGUUAAAGUAUAUUAACUCCUCUCAUCUCUCCAUAUACAGUUGCAUUGAGCUGUUGUGCAAACAUGCUGAUAACAUAGGGAUCCAUUACUACUUAUGUCAAAAACUGCUUACUUUCCCACAUUCUGAAUUACAAUUCUAUAUCCCGCAACUGGUUCAGAUACUCCUGACAGUGGAAACAGAGUCUAUGGCCUUGGAAGAACUAAUAUUGGACUUGAAGAACGAGAAUCCCCAUUUUGCAUUGUUGACUUUUUGGCAGUUGCAAGCCUUAUUGGCCGACUUUUCCUCUGAUCCAGAAUCCUAUGGUUUCCAAGUGGCGAGAAGAGUGCUGAAUAAUCUUCAGUCAACUUUAUUCAGUACUAGUAGAAGUGGUGAGGAUGCGAAAAGUCCUACAAAGAUGCAUGAGAACAUAGCACCAGCAUUGGUUCUGUGUUCGAUGGCGAUGUCUUCCAUUGGGUUGCCCCAAAUGGCGCAAAUGACCAAGCCAUUGAUUGAAUCACAGGGUCAUCGACAAAAGGCUUUUGUUUUUAAAUUAGCCAAGAAGGCAGUCAAAGAUCUUCGGAGAAAUAUAACAUUGAAGAACACGUUACUUAAUACAAAGGCUAUGAAAGGCUAUGCGAAGAAUGUCGAUUUAUUACCGACUUCGCCCGUCGAUAUUGUGGAUCCAGUGAAAACUAAAGAGGAUGCGGCGUUCAGAAAACCUAGAAGGGCAGAAACAGAUUUGAAUUUCGAUAUAGUCGAUGAUGUCGGUGAACAGCUAUUUCAGGACAGGAUAUCCAAUUCCAUCAAGAUGCCCAAGAGAAGAUCUAAAUUUCUGGAUGAAUCAUACGUCCACAGAACCUAUGAUACGAAUUCAUUGUCUUCUUUGGCAGCAGAACACUCAAAUUCCAUUGAGCCAUCCAUCUCGAACUCAGAUUUUGACUCAGAUCCUUUAAACACGGACAAGUUUACAUCCUCCAUGCCUGAUUUACUGCUCGCAGAGCCAGAUAGGUCGCGCACAUCGCUAUCAUCUGUGGAGAGUAGACCUAAUUUGGAGCGUUCAAAUUCUCAACCGCCCUCGUCAAUUGAUGGUGAGCAAUUAAGAACAGCCGAUUCAGACUCCAGAAAUCAACAACUUGAUCUAUCUCAACUAAGUACAACCGCGAAAAUUAAGUUGCUCAAGACAAACUACUUCCGCUGUGAAACCCAGUUUGCCAUUGCGCUGGAAACUAUCUCGCAAAGGCUAACGUUGGUCCCCACAGAAGCCAGAUUUAGUGCUCUGCGCGCAGAGUUGUCACUAUUAAACAGAGAUUUGCCGGCUGAAGUCGAUAUACCUACUUUAUUACCACCAAACAAAAAGGGUAAGCUACACAAGCUGGUCCUCAUAACUGCCAAUGAGGCUCAAGUCUUGAAUUCUGCAGAAAAAGUUCCAUAUUUAUUACUCAUCGAAUACCUACGAGAUGAAUUUGAUUUCGAUCCAUCAAGCGAAGAGAAUAUGGAGAUUUUGAGACGGAAACCUAAUGCUAGCAGCUUGAUUUUCGACCUAAACGAUAUCGGAAGAGCAAAUACCAGGCAAGGAGAUUUGACUUUGAACAUAGAAUUGCAAAUGGCAAGUCAGAUGACCGCAAAUCCUGAAAGAGUUGUCUCUGGUGCUUCUGUUGCAGGAUCCACUCAUUCAGACCAAACCACUGUACUUGGAAAAGAGAUGGAUUUAGGUGAUAUGUCCAUGAUCAGAGUUAAGAAUCAAACGGAUGCAGAGGCUUACAGAGAGACAUUGGUCCUACAAAACGCAGCCAAGGUACCUGUGAUUCCAAAUGAUUCUGAUCACAGGGCUCCAGAAUUAAAUUUCGUGUCCAACUUACAAGACGCAGUUAUAACCGGUAAUUCAGGCGCUCGAAACUUUCGUGAUCGCACGGUGGAGCUAGCUGAUGAGAUGCGUAUAUCUGCCGUUAUGCUAGCUCAACUUGACAAAUCACCUCAGUCUGACACGUCGAACCAAAUCCGCGAAAAGAUCAUCGCGUCGAUGAAGGAAGUUCAGGACAGAUUUGGUUACCGUGAUUUGGAAGCCAUCCAUGGUUCAGCAGGUGAGCGGAAACUGGAAAACGAUUUAAAGACAGGUGGUAUUGAUACUUCUUAUCUAGGAGAAGACUGGGCAAGUAAGAAAGAGAGGAUACGCAAGACUUCCGAAUUUGGUCAUUUGGAGAACUGGGAUUUAUGUUCAGUCAUUGCGAAGUCAGGGGAUGAUUUGAGACAGGAAGCAUUCGCAUGUCAACUCAUCCAAGCUAUGGCUCAAAUAUGGUCUAAGGAGAAAGUAAACGUUUGGGUGAAGAAGAUGAAAAUUCUCAUCACAAGCGCAAAUACCGGUCUCGUUGAGACUAUAACUAAUGCAAUAUCGGUGCAUAGUAUCAAAAAAUCCUUAACAAAGAAGAUGAUUGAAGAAGGCAACCUUGAUGAAAAAGGAGCUAUCGCGAGCCUGAAAGACCACUUCUUAAAAGCAUUCGGUGAUCCUCAAGGCUUCAAAUAUAGACGUGCUCAGGAUAACUUCACGGCUUCCCUGGCAGCAUACUCACUUAUAUGUUACAUCCUUCAGAUCAAAGAUAGACAUAACGGUAACAUUAUGAUCGACAACGAAGGCCAUUUAGUUCACAUCGAUUUCGGAUUCAUGCUCUCAAACUCUCCCGGAUCUGUUGGUUUUGAAGCUGCGCCCUUCAAGCUGACUUACGAGUACAUAGAGGUGCUCGGUGGCAUCGAGAGUGAAUGCUUUAAGAAAUUCGUGCGACUACUAAAAGACGGCUUCAAAGCAUUAAGAAAAUACUCUGAUCAAGUAGUCUCAAUGUGUGAAGUGAUGCAGAAGUACAGCAUGCAGCCGGGUUUCAACGCCGGCGAAAACACAAGUGUACAGCUCAAGCAAAGGUUCCAUCUCGAGCUGUCCGAAUCUGAAUGCGACGAUUUUGUCGAGAACUAUCUCGUCGCCAAAUCCGUCGGCAGUAUAUAUACAAGGCUCUACGACCAAUUCCAGCUGAUAACGCAGGGCAUAUACAGUUGA
Torulaspora delbrueckii is the source of this 3093-nucleotide messenger RNA. It is a transcript of the gene PIK1, whose product is annotated as 1-phosphatidylinositol 4-kinase. The coding region runs from base 1 to 3093 and encodes 1030 amino acids. NCBI's taxonomy places the organism in Eukaryota, Fungi, Ascomycota, Saccharomycetes, Saccharomycetales, Saccharomycetaceae. Gene Ontology annotation, molecular function: 1-phosphatidylinositol 4-kinase activity. The record is from RefSeq and is a predicted model, not a curated record. The transcript has a single exon. Gene Ontology annotation, biological process: phosphatidylinositol phosphate biosynthetic process; phosphatidylinositol-mediated signaling. Gene Ontology annotation, cellular component: membrane; cytoplasm.